Molecule: messenger RNA, 3955 nt
Organism: Nymphaea colorata (pocket water lily)
Lineage: Eukaryota; Viridiplantae; Streptophyta; Magnoliopsida; Nymphaeales; Nymphaeaceae
Product: disease resistance protein RUN1-like
Exons: 3
Coding region: 546-2531 (661 amino acids)
Biological process (GO): defense response; signal transduction
Molecular function (GO): ADP binding
Source: RefSeq, a predicted model, not a curated record
UCCGGGAUACAUCGGGCACCUUCGUCUGAACCUUCAACAAACAUCGAGUGGAAGAAGCCACCUUCAGAUAUGAAGAUCUGAGACCAAAAUACUUUUGAGGCUCCGCCACUGUUUCCAUCCCAAAAAUCUCAAGCCUCCUUCACCUCCGAAAGCAAAAAUCUUCCUUUCCUGUUACAUGCUUGGAACAUCUGGAGCGCUGCAUCUCUCCUACAUAUCCUUCUACAAACGGAUUGCCAACCCAAUUACCUCAUGGGUAUCUCUUCUGUCUUAGUUGUCUUCCUCAUCUGAACGAGCAUCGGUUCAGUCCCAAGUGUCGGACCGAGAGCCCAAAGAGAAGCAGCUGAGGGAAGGAGGACAGGAAAAGCAGGAGCUAAUCCGACGCAGAAAGGCGAGGGGAGCAUGUGCUGGCCAGGUGAAUGCCGAAGCGCAAGGUAAAGUGAUCCACGGUAGUAACAUCUCCUAAGAGGAGAGGCCAGACGAAUUAAUACUGUUGAUUUCUCUGUUUCCACUUCACUUUUUGGCAUUGUGGAGCCAGUUUAAGAGUUAUGAAAAGAUCAAGCUUACCCCGAUAUUCCGACCAGUCGGAUUAUGAGGAUGAUGAAGGUGCACCUUCUUCAUCGUCUCCACCACCAGUGGGGGAAGAUGAUUUUCAGUAUGAUGUGUUUCUGAGCUUCAGGGGACCAGACACUCGCAACGGCUUCACCGGCCAUCUCCAUCAUGCAAUGCAAGACAAGGGCAUCCACACUUUCAUCGAUAGCCAAGAGUUGGAGAAGGGACAGAAGGUGAAGGAACUAUGUAGGUACAUAGAGACAUCCAAAAUAUUUGUGCCCAUCUUCUCCAAAGGUUAUGCCGAUUCAGAGUGGUGUUUGAAAGAAAUAACCAAGAUGGUGGAGUGCAAGAGGCUCAUCAUACCAGUCUUCUUUGAUGUCGAGCCAAGAGACGUCCGUGGUCAAUCUGGCCCUUUUGAACCAGCAUUCACAAGAUAUGGUAAAAAUGAUAUAACAAACAAGGAGGAGGUGAGGAAAUGGAGAAACGCUUUGACAGAAGCAGGGGAAAUCUCAGGGUAUACCUUGGCUAAUGGUUGUGUAGACGAGGCAACUGAGAUAAAAAAAAUUGUGACGAGGAUCUUGACUGAAGUGAACAGCGCCCCUCUAUUUAUUGGAGAUACACAUCCAAUAGGUCUAGAUUCUAGAAUUGCAGAGUUGGUGGAGGUGCUGGAGCUUGAAUCCCAGAAUGAUGUCAUAAUGGUUGGGAUCCAUGGAAUGGGUGGGAUUGGCAAGACGACUCUUGUCAGGGCCGCCUAUAACCAACUCUUUCUGCAUUUUGAUGCUUGUAGCUUCAUUUCAGACGUUAGAGAAGCAGCAAAACAGUCCAAACUGGUUUCCCUCCAAGAACAGCUGCUUCGUGAUGUUCUCAAGGAUGAAAAAGUGAAAGUAAAUGACAUCGCCCAUGGAACUAGCAUGAUCAUGAAGCGAAUUAAGAGUAAGAAGGUUCUGCUAGUUCUUGACGACAUUGACAGCGAAUCACAGCUCUGUGCAUUGGUCGGCAGCGUGGAUCAUUUUCCGCCUGGGUCAAGAAUCAUCAUUACUACUAGAGAUAUGCAGGUGUUGAUUGAGCCACCAACACUAAGAGUGAAAAAUGUGUAUAAGAUUAAGGAGCUCGAUUCUGCCCAAUGGCUUCAGCUUUUCAGUUGGCAUGCAUUUUGGAAAGAGGAGCCACCUGCUGAAUUUACAAAGUUAUCAAAGGAAGUUGCAGCUAUUGCUGUUGGGCUGCCACUAGCCCUCAAAAUAUUCGGUAGACAUUUCUUGUGCCAGAAAACAAAUAAACAACGAGAAACCAUGUUGCAAAAGUUGAAGAAAGAUCAAAACAAAGAUAUCCAUGAGAGGUUGAAGAUAAGUUUUGAUGCCCUUGAUAAAGAAGAAAAAAUUGUAUUUUUGGACAUAGCCUGCUUCUUUAUCGGUGAACAAAGCAGUUAUGCUACUUUCAUGUGGGAAGAACGCAACCUCUUCCCAGACCUAACAAUCAAAGUCUUAAUGCACAAGUGUCUAGUCAAUAUAAAUAAGGAUACGGGAAAGUUUGAAAUGCAUGACUGUAUCAGAGACAUGGGAAGAAAAAUUGUGGAAGAUGAAAGCCCAAAUCCAGAAAACCGUCCAGAAAACCGCAGCAGGUUGUGGCAGAAAGAUGACAUACUAAAAGUACUGCGAGAAAAGAAGGUCUUCAGCCAAUUAAAAGUACUAAAUCUCAGAGAAUGUACAAGGCUCACCAUCUGUCCAGACUUUACGGGCAUGCCACAUUUAGAGGAAUUGUACUUUGAACGUUGUGUGGCGUUGACAGAACUUCAUCCAUCCAUUUGGGGAUUGACCUCACUCCAAGUGCUUGAUCUCCAUGCUUGCCGUCAAAUUACAGCUUUUCCAUCACAACCGAGUGAUUCUAAGUCAUUGCUUGGCCGAUUAAAAGUCCUAAAUCUCCCAUAUUGUUCUCAACUUACCACCUGUCCAGAUAUAAAAAAGGUCCAUUCAAUGUUAGACUAAAUACUUUCCAGUCAAGGUUUAUCUUACUUAAACAAAGAACAAUGCAAAAAGAAGUAGGUUUUAAUUGCAAAAAAAAAAAAAGGAAAAAGAAAAAGAAAAACGAUUCAUUUAUAAUUGGUGAUGUUAAUAAUCACAACUCGUAAUUUGUAAAAGUAAAAUUAUUUGUAAUGGGAGCAGUUUUGAUCCACUAAAUGUAAAUGUAGAUCAUUGCCAUUCAGGAAAACUAAGAAAUCUCCAGUCAUUCUAUAUUUUUUCUUUUUGCCGAAUUAAAAAUUAUUGUUGAUAUUGAAAGGUAAAUUUGUAAUUUAGGAUUUUAAAAUGAGGCUAAGUUUCACGAAAAAAUUGAUGGCUUAUUUGUGGUAGUUCACAGGUUGAGGCUGGAACUUUUUGUUAUUGGCCCAAAGGAUGGGUUUUCCGUUCUAUUUUUUUUUAAUUGAAAAUUUAAAUUUUAAAUUUUCCGCAAUCCAAAAAUACAUAUACGCUAAUCUAAUGGGAGCUCAUGAAAUUGUGUCUUCUUAAUAUCUUAUAUGGCGCGAUUGAUCUACUCUAAAAUAAAAGUAAUCAAGAAUUAGAGAGAAGAAAAAAUUCCGUAAAAGACCUUUUUUGGUGUUCGUUCGUAGUUAAAAAUUAAUUUACUAAAAAUUAAUUUAGUCAAAAAUUAAUUUACUACAAUGAAAAUACUUGGGUAUUAUUGGCUAGUUAUAGAGUUAAACUUACCACAAAAGAAAGACGGCGUUCCUGAGAAGAUCUAAUUUCAAAAAUUAAUAUAAAAUGCUAGACUGAAAAAGGAUGAAUUGAAAGAGUUAAAAAAUAAAAAGUCAAGCGUUCCUAAGCACUGAGGUCUCUCUAUGGGCUUCCACCAAUAAUGAAGGAACAUGGACUUCACUGGUGGGUGGAUCCGAGAAAAACGGAACUGCGUUCUUAAGAAGGCAACGCGGCACCUCCAUCUAAACAUUGGAAGAUCUGGAGCAUUGCAUCUCCCCUACAUGUCCUUCUACACACGCAUUGACAACCCAAUUACCUCACCAGCAUCUCUUCUGUCUUAGUUGUCUUCCUCAUCUGGACGACCAGUCCCAGGUCUCAGGCCGAGAGUGCAGAGAGAAGCAGUUCAGGGAAGGAGGACAGAGUAGAAAGACACGGCGAGGCCAAGUGAAUGCCGCUAGCUAAAGGUGAUCCAGAGAGGCCAGACUAAUUAAUACUGUUGAUUUCUCUAUUUCCACUUCCACUUCACUCUUUGGCAUUGUGAAGAACGAAAACUUUGCAGACGGCGACGAUUUAUUGGCAAAGAUCUUUUGAGGUGGAGGGUCUUGUUUCACUCAUUUCAAGUAACAAGAGAGGUUGUUAGGGGGAUCAGAAAGUUUUCUUUUCUUGUUUGGGUUUUUUUUUUUUUGCGUUUUUUCUGUUUUGUGAAGAUUGGUGCGCGU